Cyanidioschyzon merolae strain 10D is the source of this 1875-nucleotide messenger RNA. RefSeq lists its product as hypothetical. Lineage: Eukaryota; Rhodophyta; Bangiophyceae; Cyanidiales; Cyanidiaceae. The transcript has a single exon. The coding region runs from base 1 to 1875 and encodes 624 amino acids. The record is from RefSeq and is a predicted model, not a curated record. Gene Ontology annotation, cellular component: nucleolus; Noc4p-Nop14p complex; small-subunit processome. Gene Ontology annotation, biological process: ribosome biogenesis.
AUGCAAGACUAUGAAGCUCUGCGCGAGUUGCGCUGGUGCGGAGCGGAGCUACACCGCGUCGCCGGUGCCCAGCUGGUGUCUCAGAGCACUGCUCUCGAGCGCACCAGUACUCUUGUAAGAAGCCUGCUUGAAAAGAAGGACUUUAUGGAGGAGAACUGGAAAGAGGUGCUGCAUCUGCAAUCACAGUGGUUCUGCUGUUUGCAGACCCUGGUGCAGCGCUCAGUACAAGCGGAAAAGCCAACGUCAAAGCCCAGCUGUGCGGUAGUCGGAGCGCUCGAAGCGUCACUGCAACGGAUAGCGCCAGUGGUUGUUCGAUUGGGCACGGAGCAGGAUAUGGCGCUCGUUUUCAGCAUCGCAGGCGGUCUCUGUGCUUUAGAACUGCUGAGCUGGUCCCAGUGCUGGCACGUCCUCGUGCGUCAACUUUUGGACAGCAGCAUCGAUGACGCAGCACGUUGGCAAACCGUCCUGGUGCAGGGGUGUGCCGCAGCGUUUUGCGACCUGCGUUUGCAUACGCUCCACGCAGUAGCGCACCUGCUACGUGAAUCGAGUUCGGUAUACUCGACGCCUGCACCCGGGGCUGCGCUUGACUUGGCGGCGCGUGCGGAGAAUGCAUGGCGGUUCGUUUUGAAGCCCAUUGGGCGACUACUCACCAAGGAUGUGGCAAAGCAGCACCAGCAGCUGCUCAGUGAGGUCUUGCGGCGAGUCACGACGCCAUCGCAACGCGGAGACCGGCAGCAGCGACUACUGAAAGCAUCCCGAAAGGCAUUCACGGAUGCGAUGCUGGCGCUGCUGUCGACCGGUGAACACGGAAUCGAUUUGUCUGCACCCGUCCUCCUCGAUGUUUUCGGAGAGCUUGUAGACAACCUCCUGCCGAACCAUUGUAUCGCAGAGCCGCUCCGACUGGGUGACUUUCUCGCGGAGACUUUUCGCGAGGCGAUUGCCGGUCGUUCUGUGUAUGGGAUCGCAGCACUGGAGCCGCUGCUGUUUCUCAUGCGCCACGAUGGCCUCGAGUACGAACACAUAUAUGAGCAAGUGUAUUCCAAGCUGGACGUACACACGCUCCUGCGACUGAACGCAUGUGAGUCGGCCACAAGGGGGCGAGUGCUGCGCGCUGUCACGCAGCUAUUGACGUCUAGCCACCUUCCGCAUGCACUCAUCAGCGCCUAUACGAAGCGCCUUGCCCGGAUAGCGCUGCAGAGCUGGGAUGCAACACUGACGCUGUGGGCGCUUCGCUUGACGCUCGAACUCGUGCAUCGCCAUACGAGUGCGCGUCUGCUGCUCGAGUCGUGGUUCAAGCGACAGCAACCCGACAGGGAGCCUGUCAUCGAAAGCAGCUGCUCGGACUCGACACCACGUCGUCGGGAUCAGAGCGAGGCCUCGUUUGAGGCAUCAGGGACCGGUGUGGUGCGUUCGACUCCCACGAAACGCCUUGCAUAUGGAUUCGUGUUUUGGGAGCGAUCCAGCGGUCAACGAGCCGGAGAUGAGUGCGCUAGUUCGACGCCCGGGCUGACGAACGACCCGUUUUUGGCCGAUGAGCCAGAUCCGCGUCGCUCCAACGCCUCUGCGAGUUUCCUCUGGGAAGUGGGUAUGCUCUCUGAGCACUUUGUUUCCAGUGUUCGACAACUCGCCGCUUUGUUCGAGGACCCGGAAAAGGCGAUCAGUCGGGCGGGUCCGCUGGACGCCUGGUGUGAUGCCUCACUUCGGGACCUUAUCGAGUUGGAGUUACGCCGCUCCCAACAUUUGGUGCGGAACAAGCCGAUCGCGUUUGAGGCACCCAGGGACGACGACAUCGUCGGAGACUCUGGAUCAAAGGUAGAAGCUCAAUUUACAGCGCAUGCUGCGAAUGCAAAAGUCAUAUUUGGUGAAUAUUCAUAG